CGGCAAAAUCAAGUUGAAAUCGAAUCAACAGAUUUGAAAAUCUUGCACUCCGAUGAAAUUGAAGUUGAUCCCACCUUGUUGAAUUCUACUGUCAUCACUAUCACCGAAAAUAAAAAUGGUUACGAGAGUGGAUAUAUUGAUAUCGAUAUGCAACAAAUUCUCUUCUACUCAGCUGAGUUUCAUUUAGGUAAGAACUUGGAAUCAAGCUCUAAUCACGGUGUUGGUAAAACACCUGUAGAAAGUGAGUAUUUUGUAAUUCCUAAUUCACUUAACCUAAAGAAAAGUACUUCUAAAAAGGGGGAAUCUUCAUGUACUUUUUGUGAAAUUUGUAAAAAAGUGUUUCCUCCGCCGAACAAAAUGAUGCAGAGCACCAGUUGUAAUCAUCGUUAUUGUGAAGAAUGCAUUCAAAAUUAUAUAGGCAAAAAAAUUAAUAAGGAUAUCCAUGAGAUAAUUUCUAAGAAGUGCCCUGCUUCUGAUUGCAAUGGAAUUUUAGAUAUCGAUUCAAUAAUGCCGGUUGAUUUCCUUAUGCGAGUAAGAGAUGCCAUUCGACUAACGGAAGUUCUGACUACGCCAAUAGUUAUUGAUUGCCCUUUUAUGGAUUGUAUGGGUACACUGGUUGAUGAUCUAAGGGAAUGUCCGAUUAGGGCAUGUCUUGAGUGCUGGAGACUUUUCUUUGUCAAUUGUAAAUGCUUGCAUUUGGGAAUGACAUGUGAGAAUUAUCAGAUUAGUAGGCAAUUAAAUUUGCUCUACUGGCUGCAUCAUUAUGAAGGAUAUGAUGAUGAACUAGAGGAGAAAGAGGAGGAAGAAGAAGAAGAUAAAGAUGAUGAAGAAGAAUAA
This is a messenger RNA of Solanum verrucosum, 837 nucleotides long. RefSeq lists its product as uncharacterized. Gene Ontology annotation, molecular function: ubiquitin conjugating enzyme binding; ubiquitin protein ligase activity; metal ion binding. NCBI's taxonomy places the organism in Eukaryota, Viridiplantae, Streptophyta, Magnoliopsida, Solanales, Solanaceae. The annotation marks the transcript as partial. Gene Ontology annotation, biological process: protein polyubiquitination; positive regulation of proteasomal ubiquitin-dependent protein catabolic process; ubiquitin-dependent protein catabolic process. The transcript has 2 exons. Gene Ontology annotation, cellular component: ubiquitin ligase complex; cytoplasm. The record is from RefSeq and is a predicted model, not a curated record.